This is a messenger RNA of Magallana angulata, 2652 nucleotides long. Its product is annotated as E3 ubiquitin-protein transferase MAEA-like. The record is from RefSeq and is a predicted model, not a curated record. NCBI's taxonomy places the organism in Eukaryota, Metazoa, Mollusca, Bivalvia, Ostreida, Ostreidae. Gene Ontology annotation, cellular component: nucleus; GID complex; cytoplasm. The transcript is spliced from 9 exons. Gene Ontology annotation, biological process: proteasome-mediated ubiquitin-dependent protein catabolic process. Gene Ontology annotation, molecular function: protein binding; ubiquitin protein ligase activity. Bases 24 to 1193 code for a protein of 389 amino acids.
CAUCCAAUCUAGCAGACAGAAAAAUGGCAGAUGUGAAGUCUCUGGAACAUCCAACCUUAAAAGUGCCAUAUGAAAUUCUAAACAAAAAAUUUCGGUCCGGCCAGAAAAACAUUGACAGAGAGGUGUCCCGGGUCCAGCAAGCUAGCAGUGAGGUAGAAGAAUGUCUGCAGGACCAGAAAUCUCCCUCUGUCCAGCAGGUUUCACUAGCUCUGGACAAUAUGGUGGAAAAGCUCUGCUUUCUUAAGCGGAAGGCAGAAGAAAGCAUAAAUGAAGAACUUGAGGCGGCUAAAGUAUUAAAACGGCGUGUGGAACAUCUAAAAGAGGCAGAGUGUUUGCAGCCCCAUACUAGACCCCUGUGGCAGAAAAAAAGGCUAGAUAGAAUGCUUGUGGACUAUUUCCUACGGUCAGGGUACUACAAUACUGCCCUCAAGUUAGCUCAGCACUCUGAUAUUCAGGAUUUGACAAACAUUGACCUGUUUUUGACUUCGCGAGAAGUAGAGGAGUCCCUUUUGAGGCGUGAGACUGCUCCAUGCUUAGCCUGGUGCUACGACAACAAGUCCAAACUACGUAAAAACAAGAGUUCCUUGGAGUUCAAGCUUCGCCAGCAAGAGUUUAUUGAACUGGUACGACAAGACAAGCGUCUCGAGGCAGUCAGGCAUGCCAGGCGAUAUUUCGUUAAUUUAGUGGAUGAUCAGUUAUAUGAAGUUCAAAGAGUAAUGGGACUUUUGGCGUACUCUGCUAAUACCACACUUCCUCCUUACAAAGAGCUAUACAAUGACAGCCGCUGGCAUGAACUGGUGGAACAAUUCCGCCAGGAGAACUUCAAGCUUCACCAACUAAACCAUUCAUCUGUGUUCACAAUCACCCUGCAGGCAGGCCUAUCAGCCCUGAAGACUCCACACUGCUACAGAGAAGAAGGAAACAAAAAUGCCGACUGCCCAGUGUGUACCUCCAAUUUAAACAAACUCGGACAACGCUUGCCAUAUGCACACUGCGCCAAUUCCAAACUGAUAUGCUCAAUAUCAGGCCUGCCUCUCAAUGAGAAUAACCCCCCUAUGGCACUGCCAAAUGGACAAGUUUAUGGAUAUAAUUCUCUCUCAGACAUAGCUCGAUUAAAUGAUGGAAGAGUUGUCUGCCCACGAACUAAAGAGAUAUUUCAUCUAGACGAUGCAGAAAAAGUUUUUGUGAUGUGAUAUAACAGACUACAUCUUUUUGGAAAAACACCAAUUUGUUCAAGUCAAAAAUUGUACUCAUUAGACCAGCAUUUUUUGAGUAUAACUCAACAUGGAAACUUUAGAAUAAGGACUUUUCCAUUUUUUUCCUCCUUUUAUUACAUGUAUAUAUCUAUUAAGACUUCCCAUUUCCAUUACCAACAUUUUGAACAAUAUUGCUGUUAGUUUAAUAUUGUAUGCUGUAAGUCAAGCCUUUCUUGCAACAAGUCAAAAUCUACAUGAAGAUUGAAACCUCGUUAAAAGUAAUUUAAAAGCCAUACUUUAUGUAUUGUACUAACUUGAAGUCAGCAAACUUAACUCUAAAAAGUAGAUUAAACAUGUUAGCGGUAGACUUCUGUGUUUAGCUAUAUAUUUGAACAAUUGUUCAGAAUAAUUCAGAGCAAUUGUUUAAGUUCUUAGGAACAUUGAUGCGUAAUAUGUGAUAUGAUCAGGAAUAUUUCAUUCUGUUACAAAAAAGGGCUCAAUGCUUAACAAAAGAAUAUCUGGCGAAAAAUUUGAAAAGUCUUUUUACACAGGACCUAUUCUUCUACAUUGCCCAGAUAUUUACUAUACUAGUAUGACUGGCUAUUGUUGCUCAGGUGAGCAAUGUGGCCCAUGGGUCUCUUGUUUUUAUUUAACCAAAAAAUCACUGAUGUGAUAAUUGACCUUUUGUAAGCAUUUGCAGUUGGCAUUUUGUGCUAAUUGUUUUUCACAAGAAAGUUAUUAAUUAACCUAAGUAAUUUGACCCUUUAGAAACUAUGCACAUUUUUCUGAAAGUGGUACAUUAGUUUAAACAAUAUUUUAUUUCAAAAUGAAAUAGGAUCAGACAGCAGGCGUGGCCUAUUUUUGUCCUCUCCCUCUCUCCUCACCUCUCUCAAAGUGGUACAUUAGAAAUGGCUCGAAGAUUAUGUCCCCAUGUAAAUACAUGUAACAGAUAAAAAAUUGAAAUGACUUUUAAUCUGGGGGGAGGGGGAUUUCUCUUUUAUCAGUUGUUUUUCAAGACAUUUUCUGUAAUUGGAUUUUAGGGUUGAAAUUUUAAAUAGCAAUGACAAUUUUGCACAAAUCUGUAAUGGUUACUAUAAUAGUUUUAUGUAAAUACCAUGAUCCACUCCCAUCCAAUAGCCAACAAUAUUGAAAUCAUCCAAUGUAAUUCACCUUUUUAAAAAUUGUUUAAAUCUUAUUUAAUUUAUAUAUGCUGAUUUUUACCAGUGAAUAUGAUAGUUUGUGUAAUUCACCUGAUUCCACAUGCAAAAUUUUAUUAAUUUUUUCCCCCAAUUUCUGAAAAAUUGAGUUGAUUGGUCUUGAAAAACAAUAAAUAAGAAGUGGCCUAUUAGGAAAAGAAAGAAAACUCUUAGUCCAAGAUUAAUAUCAGAGAAAGAUUUUCUUAAAGACAUUUUUACUUUGAAGUUUACAGAAUAAUGGGAUAUUUUUGAAAAACCAG